UCACGAAGAGGUGUUUGUUUUCCAUUUUUAGCCGUGGUCGAGGCCUCGUCUCCCUCUAAUUACUCCGCUUUCCUCGCUUGCAAUGCCCGCCCCCUGUUCCUUCUCGGCCUAGAACACACUUCCAACCCCUCCGGCAGAAGAGAUUCUGUGAGAUAAACAUACAAGAUGCGGUGGUUAGGCCUGAGCAUCUUGUUGGUCGUAGCCACUCUCGCGUGGGCUACACAGGAGUGCAAGAACAAACCAACUUGUUCACAAUGUAUUCAGACACCCAACUGCAUGUGGUGUGGGAAACCAGGGAAUUUCACAAAUGAGAAUGGCAAAGGACUAUCAAGAUGCAUCAAGCGAACUGACGAACUAGCUACUGAGUGGCGUGCACAGUGCGGCAGUCUGUACAUCGAUGAACCUGGCAACUACUUUGAAAACAUUGUUAACAACAACCUGACGGCUGCAGGUGUAUUGGCAGGUGGAAGUGCCAGUGGCAGUGGUAUGAGCAUUAGUGGUAGCAGUUCCGAAGAAGCUGUCGUGCAGAUCAAACCUCAAAGAGUACAGAUGAGGCUGAGAGUCCAGGAAGCAUACAAUAUGCAGGUCACUUUCAGACAAGCAGAGGAUUACCCUGUUGACCUUUAUUAUCUCAUGGACUUGUCUAAGUCUAUGGAGGAUGACAAAGAAUCACUCUCCAAGCUGGGGGUCCAAUUAGCGGACGAGAUGCAAAAAAUCACAAGGAAUUUCAAACUUGGCUUCGGUUCCUUUGUGGACAAAGUUGUAAUGCCUUAUGUUAGCACUGUUCCUGAAAGACUCCUUCAUCCAUGCACCAACUGUACUGCUCCAUAUGGCUUCAGGAAUGCCCUUCCACUCACCACAAAUGCCACUGCCUUUGCUUAUGAAGUACAGGAGGCACCAGUAUCAGGUAACCUCGAUGCUCCAGAGGGUGGAUUUGAUGCCAUUAUGCAGGCCAUUGUUUGUCAGGACCAGAUUAGGUGGCGGUCAGAAGCCCGUCGUCUUUUGGUCUUCUCAACAGAUGCUGGAUUUCAUUAUGCAGGAGAUGGCAAGCUUGGAGGCAUUGUGAAACCCAAUGACGGAGAGUGCCACCUCAAUAACAAGGGCGAGUACACUCACUCAACCCUUCAGGAUUAUCCCUCAGUCUCACAGAUUAAUCAAGUCGCCAAACAGCACAAGAUGAACUUGAUCUUUGCUGUGACGCAAGAGCAGUCGUCAGUUUAUUCCCGUCUUUCCCAAAUGAUCGAAGGUUCUGGACAGGGAGAACUCACUGCGAAUUCCUCCAAUGUGGUUGAGCUGGUCAAGGCUGAAUAUAAUAAAAUUACAAGCAAAGUUGAGCUCAAGGACAAUGCCACGGCCCCAGUGAACAUCCGCUACUUCUCAAAGUGCAAGGACGGCACGGAGAAGGAAACCUCAGUCUGCCAGGGACUGAAAGUGGGCGACCAGGUGGAAUUCAGAAUUGAAGUUACUGUUGAGAAGUGUCCUGAGAAACGUGAGGAUUGGAGGCAGCUCAUUGGCAUUUAUCCAGUCGGUUUGAGAGAGAACCUCACCAUCGAUCUUACAAUGCUCUGUGAUUGUCAGUGCGAGCGCCCUGGUGACCCUGGCUAUAUAAUUGGAGCUGAGCAGUGCAACUACCACGGCACAUACCAGUGUGGUGUGUGCAAGUGUGACGAUGGCUUCUUUGGCAGCAACUGUGAGUGUGGCUCAAACACCCCCUGGGCUACAGGUGACUAUGAUGACUCCAGCUGCCGAGAGACUAAUUCAUCAGCUAUAUGCAGCGGCCGAGGCACCUGCACAUGUGGAGAGUGCAAGUGUAAUGAGAGAGAUCAUUCUGAAGAGAUUGUAAGUGGAAAGUUCUGCGAGUGCACCAACUUCCUUUGCGAUCGUCACAAUGGACUACUGUGCUCAGGACCUGAUCAUGGUGAAUGUGUCUGCAAUGAAUGCAAAUGCAAGCCAGGUUGGACUGGAGAGGCCUGCAAUUGUGAAGACAGUGAAAGCAAUUGUGUAAACCCUGAUACUGGAGACAUUUGUUCAAACCAAGGAAAAUGUGAGUGCAACCAGUGCAAGUGUUAUGAGACAGCUGAUGGCAGAUAUUCAGGCAAAUGGUGUGAAGACUGUCCGCUGUGUGGCACUGACUUCAAGUGCCUGGACUUUAAGGAGUGUGUACAGUGUCGUGUUUACGAGACGGGCCCUUUGGCGGAAGAUCCAGUGCUCUGUGAUAGCUGCUCCCUCCUCUACAGCACCAUUACAGACCGAGCCAUUGCCAACUAUACUAUUAAUGUUACUAACUGGGUUGAAGUUGAAAACGAAGGAGAGCGUCUGUGCACCUUCUUUGACGAGAACGAUUGCCGCUUCACCUUUGUUUAUGGAUAUGAUGAGAAUAAGGAACCAAUCGUACGUGUGCAGCAGACACUGGAAUGCCCUCCAAAGUUAGACAUCCUUGGAAUUGUAUUGGGUGUCAUUGGAGCUAUUGUUGCUGUCGGAUUGGCGUUGCUAAUAAUGUGGAAGGUUCUGACAACUAUCCAUGACAGAAGAGAGUUUGCGCGCUUCGAGAAGGAACGCAUGAUGGCCAAGUGGGAUACUGGCGAGAAUCCCAUCUACAAGCAGGCCACAUCCACGUUCAAGAACCCCAUGUACGGUGGUGGCAAGUAAAGAGCCACUGAGCUAUGAUCUCAUCGCUAGGCUUGAAUCUCUGCUGAGAGGUGUAAUCUGAAUUAGAGUAAUGAAGAUGGUUGGUAGUAGUCUUGUCAGCAAACUAUAUUGAACAAUCAAUAGCUCUUUAUUUUAAGAUGUGUUCACAAUGCAUUUUAAUUUAGGUUCUCUUUGUAUCUAUUAUUUUCAUAUUCUUUAUUUUAUCAUUAUUAUUACUUUUUUUUUUUUUUUUUUUUUUUACUUUUGUUAUUAAUAUGAUGCUUGUAGUUAUAUGCUUCUUUGAGUAUGUAACUGUAACAAUAAUAGUAUUGGUAGUAUAGACUUGCUGGAUAAUCCAGUGUUAAUGUGCCAAUUUUUAGUGAAUGUUUCUUUCAAAAUAUUGUGUAUUAAAUGUGUACAUAGUUCAUAGUUGGUGCUGUCACCUCUUAAUUCUUCUUAUAUAGUUUCAUCACAUACUAAAUCUUUGUAGGGUUAUGCCCUUUUAUUUUAAUGACUUUAAAACUUUUAUUUUAUGGAGUUCCACAUUUAUCAAGUUGGAACCUGUUGAAAGCUUUACUAAUCUGUUAAAUUUUACCAAAAAAAAAAAGUCUUCAUACACCAAGUAAGAAAGUGUGCUCCGUUUUUUAAAUGAUAAAUCUAAAUCAUUGCCGUAUUUCCUUCCAUUGUAGUGCCUUUUGCAUUUAUCAUUAUCAGUCUUCACUUAAAAGUGCCUAACAAAACUUUUACUUUUUAUAGUUUAGUAAUUUAUUAGAAAACAAAUGUCGUAUAGGUUCAUAGAAAAUAUAUGAAUAUAUAUCCUUCUGCAAUGCUAAAACCAAAGUUUUAAGACAAUGUAAAAGUCUGGAGAUUGUGGCCACAUUGCAGGCAGCUACUUGGUAUUAAGUUUUAAAAUGUGCAAAUCACAAAUAAUUGUAAUAAUUGUUAAAAAUGAUCUUGUAGAAUAUAGGAGCAAAUAUUAAGGGUCUGUAUGGUAACACUGUACAAUUAUUUAAUAAAAUGAAAAUAAGCCUUUUUUUGUUGGUUUAUUAAACAAGAAAAGCAAACUUUCCAAUCUGUUCAUAGAAAGAAAAGGUAAGCGCAGUAUGUAGAUAUUAAGGAUUAUCAGUCUGCGUAGAUCUAAUGAGUAUGAUACUUUACUUUGUUCAGAGGUUACUGUAAUCAUUAAAUAGAUUCUUUUAGUAAAAUGGGGUGAGAAAUAUAUUUAUACGUAUUUCUGGGUUAACUCGCAAAUUUGAAUUACUUAAGAAAGACUAAAUUACCCAAAAUUCUAACAGUGUAAAAUAUGUUUAACUGUUCAAAAGGUCUAAAAAGUUUUAGUCUUGUGUACAUUGGUUUUAAUAAAACUCAGUGUCUACUU
This is a messenger RNA of Penaeus vannamei (Pacific white shrimp), 4006 nucleotides long. Its product is annotated as position-specific antigen beta subunit myospheroid. NCBI's taxonomy places the organism in Eukaryota, Metazoa, Arthropoda, Malacostraca, Decapoda, Penaeidae. Gene Ontology annotation, molecular function: integrin binding. Gene Ontology annotation, cellular component: integrin complex; focal adhesion; cell surface. Gene Ontology annotation, biological process: integrin-mediated signaling pathway; cell-matrix adhesion; cell adhesion mediated by integrin. The record is from RefSeq and is a predicted model, not a curated record.